Messenger RNA from Fusarium oxysporum Fo47, 1368 nucleotides. RefSeq lists its product as uncharacterized. The transcript is spliced from 2 exons. Gene Ontology annotation, cellular component: cytoplasm. The record is from RefSeq and is a predicted model, not a curated record. NCBI's taxonomy places the organism in Eukaryota, Fungi, Ascomycota, Sordariomycetes, Hypocreales, Nectriaceae. Gene Ontology annotation, biological process: protein phosphorylation. Gene Ontology annotation, molecular function: protein serine/threonine kinase activity; ATP binding. The coding region runs from base 1 to 1368 and encodes 455 amino acids.
AUGACUUCCGGAUACUCGUCGAAUCCCGGAGUCAGGAUGUUCAGUAGUCCCGCCACAGAGGUUGAGAAGCCAACAUUCGAGCUCGUCGAGCAGGUCAAGAAGAACGUCUGGAUUGUUACGAGAAAGGGGGACCCGCGACGGGAGAAGUAUCUCGCCAGUCCUAGCAGCCCCUUCGGAGUGAAGCCUGAUGGGACUGUCGAUGUCGCGCAGACACGUCGAGAAGCUGAGGCUCUCAACACGCUCCUGUCGAGUCAUAAUCAAGCCUACACUAUCCGUCAGAUCCUCAAUCACGAAAACCUUGUCUCUAUCGUUGGCGUCAUAGAAAAUUGGCCUUUCAACAAGUCACAAACAUCUGACGUUACCCCAGGAAACAAUGUUCAGAUGCUCGUCUGGGACUUUGGUGAUGCUGGUAACCUCAGCGCUUUGUUCCGCCAUUAUCCCUGUAAGAGUUCUGAGUUCUAUCUACCAGAAUCUCUCUGUUGGCACGUUCUCCGUUCUUUGAUUCGCGCAGUGACCUAUCUCCAUGACGGGAAACGGCUCAUUUACCGACCCGAGCAACUUGGUCGUCACAUGGUCAGGGAAUGGGUCUCUGUCAACACCGAUUGGUUCCCAAUUCUUCAUCGUUGCAUCGAGCCUAGGAAUGUCUGGCUUCAGCAUCCUCGAGGCAAUGAGACCUAUGGCCAAUGCAAAUUAGGUGAUUACAGCCACGCAGCUGUCACAUGUCACAUCGUGGAUGGUCAAUUCAAUCCUGACACUGUUCGCUCAGAUUCGAAUGGGAUGGCGUUGGCUACAAAGGAGGGGAUUUGGCGACUGGAUGAUACUCGAUCUGCCUAUGAUGUCCCCCCAGCGUCGAUUCCGAACGAGGAAGAUCGACCCUAUACCCUCGGGGAUGAGUUGUGGUCUAUUGGGGUGACCGUUUUCACCAUGAUGACUGGCCAGGCUCCAACUUACUACUGUGAGGGAUGCGGUUGUUCACAUGUCGCUUUCUGCGAGGACGGUGGCUGUCUGGAGAAAGAGGCUGUUGCAAAAGGAUGUGACUGUUUCCUUGGUGGUUGUGAGCAUGUGAGUCAGAGGGAAUGUAGGGAAGAGGUCUCAGGGUGGCCGAGUUGUCCAGCUUGGCAUAACUGCUCCGAGUUCACCAUCAACAUUCAUUCGUACCUUGCAAGAGCUCGUUACACCAAACCAUUGCGUGCCAUGAUCAUGGUAAUGCUCGGGUACAACCCUGCACGGGGAGACGACCCUUGGAUUCGAAUGGUAGAGGUUGCGCAGAUGGUGGAGCUCGCAUAUGGACAGUGGAAGCAAGAGACGGAGGAGGGGAGACUUUACGUGGAUGCUGAGGAUGACAUGCUUCAGAGGGCUACGAAAUGA